GGAGGAGGAGGAAAGGGGCGUCAUAUCAACACAGGCUCCAAGGAAGAAGGAGGAGGAGGAAGGAAGGAAGGAAGGAAGGGAGGGAGGAAGGAAGGAAGGAAGGAAAAGGGGCCUUUGUGGAUUAGAUUGGGCUCUCUCUCUCGCUUGCUCGCUCGCCCCUCCCUCCCCCCGCCCGCCGUCGCGCGUGUUGUGGUUUCGUCUCGCUCGCCAUGUCGGUGAAUAUGGAGGAGCUCCGGCAUCAGGUCAUGAUCAACCAGUUCGUGCUGGCGGCCGGGUGCGCGGCGGAUCAAGCCAAGCAGCUGCUGCAGGCCGCCCACUGGCAGUUCGAGACGGCUUUGAGUGCUUUUUUCCAAGAAACCAACAUUCCCAACACCCACCACCAUCAUCAAAUGAUGUGCACACCCAGCAAUACUCCAGCCACGCCUCCCAACUUCCCAGACGCUCUUGCCAUGUUUUCCAAGCUGCGGACUUCAGAGAAUCUCCAAAGUAGCAACAGCCCCAUCACAUCCAUGGCCUGUUCACCUCCGGGUAGCUUCAGUCCCUUCUGGGCUUCCUCGCCUCCCAACCAUCAACCUGCUUGGAUCCCUCCGUCGUCGCCCACCAGUCACAAUGUCCACCACCACCUCCAUCAUCAGCAGCCCAUGUGGCCUCCAGUGUCCCAGCAAGGGGCCUCUCAGCAGAAAGCCGUGACGGCCAUGGAUGGCCAGAGAUAAGACUUAAUAUUUUUAGAAUGGGGGAAGAAGCUGUGUCAGGUGGGGAGGGGUUGACAAAUCGGGGAGGGGUACACAGGGAAUAGGGUGGGGGCCUCUUUUUCCCCCCCGAAGAUCGCACUGGAAUAUUUUAUAGUUUUUGUUUUUUAAACUGAUGCAAUGGCAUCAGUCUUCCCCGUGUUCCAUUUUUUUGGUCCUUCUUUUGCUUCUCCUCUUCUGUCCAAUCUUCAGGAGAGUUAAUAACUGGUCUCUUCGCUUUUUUAAAAAAGAAAAAAAGUAUAUAUAACUAUAAUAUAUAAAUAUAUAAAUAUAUCUAAUGUAUAUACAUCACAGAUGAAAGCAACGGGAUUACCAAGAUCCAAGUGGCAUUCUGAGAACGCUGCUUGGAAAGAAGGGGGCUGCGUUGGAUCCGGGUGUUGGGGUUUGUGGGGGUGGGGGUCUCCCUUGAAACUGUGUGUGUGUGUUGGGUGAAGAGAAGGGAAGGAAACUGGCCCUCCUGUAUUCUUGUUGUCCUCUCAUGCUUUUCCUUUUGGCUCCCAGUUGUAAGAGAUGCUUGUAGCAUCUGCAAUAGUUAUGGGGCUGUGGGGAAUCUCUGGAUGAAAGAAAUCACUGGUCUCCCAUGGCAGGCCUCAGAUUUGGUUUGUGCACAGAGGCCAAGGGCGAUAGUGAGCCUACUUGGCAGGGGCGUAUAACCCACUGAAGGAACUCAUCAUCAGCCUUGCCCUAUGGUUGGGAGGAUGGUGUUACUUUUUUCGUAAGCGGUGGGAACUGCACCACAGAGCUUUCUGAUGAGCCACAUGAGGGGCUUGAGAAGAAAUGAUGGAACAGUGCAAAAUGGCUGUGUUGUUAAAUAUAUUUCUGGGACCCUCUUUCAGUAGCAUGCUGAAUUCUGCCCAUGGUUUUAUAUACACAAGGAAGUGUAUAUGUUGCCCUGCCAUCUUGGAGAGGAACCAGUAUGUGAGCAUGCUGGCAAAAGGUUUUUGACAGCCAGCCGUUCCUUCGUACGCAUGUGCAAAGUAUGUGUGUAUGGGAGGGUUGUUUUUGUUUUAUUUUGUUGUUGUUUUAUUGUGGGUGGGAUACCCUAAACCUUCUCCACCACACCCCAACUUUGGCUAUUGAAACUUUUUUGAAGUCUUCAGCUGAUGUGCCCCAAAGAGCUGAAAAGAAGCUAUGUCUUACACCUUACCAUGUACCUAAAAUCUUUUCUCGACCUGCCCGCUUUUCCUGCUUUUCAUUCUUGAGAAUGGUUUCCCCCCUUCAGCUCACAAGCUCUUUCCCUUUCUAAAAGGACAGUGCGUUUGGGAGGCAAAGCCAGAAGGGAAGCCACUUAAAUUUCUAAGAUUAUAUAUAUAUAUAUAUAUAUUUCUUUAAAUAUCUUAUGCACACACACAGAUAUCAGCCUCCCCUGAAGACAGAUAAAAGAAGGAGGACUCCAAAAUAUUCCCAUACAACCAAGGGCAGGCGAGAUGUCGAGGCUCUUCUUCUUGGGUUUAUGUUAUUUUAUUUUUUAGGUUUUAAAAUCAGAAUCUUGCUUAAAACAGGUUGAAGGUUUUUUAUUAAUUUAAAAAUAAAAAAACACUUUUUUAA
Anolis sagrei ordinatus is the source of this 2297-nucleotide messenger RNA. It is a transcript of the gene UBALD2, whose product is annotated as UBA like domain containing 2. The record is from RefSeq and is a predicted model, not a curated record. Gene Ontology annotation, molecular function: protein binding. Lineage: Eukaryota; Metazoa; Chordata; Lepidosauria; Squamata; Anolidae.